GUAAAUCUUUAAAGAAACUUAGUGCCCACAUAGUGGUGGGAGCUGUGGAUUGGUAUUUCUCACAAUGUUAAGAGAGGCCAUAAAGGAGUAGGGCAUACUCCUUCAAGAAGGACAUACUCCUGUAAGAAGUACAAGAAGAGGCAGCACAAGAACACAGGGUGCAAGGUGCUGUAGAGAAGGUAAAAGAUGUGUCAAAAACUGAUUUGGCAUCACUGCAAGGUGUGUUAGAAGUGGUAAAGGAUGUAGUGGCAGCAUGAGAACUCAGGCUGCAAGGCCUUGUGCAAAAGGAAAAGGAUGUAGUGGUGCCAACAGCCCUGGAAAUGGUGGAGGAUCCAGGGAAGAUGAAGGGGUUGGAAAUAGUGCUGGAGGCAUCGACCCCUCCUCUAUUGAAAGUUCACCCAGUUGUAGUUAAGGAAAUAAAGACACAGCAACUGCAGGUUCCUCCAGUAGAAGUGUAGCCUCUUCCCCAGGUCAUGGAGCAUUCCACUUUCCACCCUUAUACACAUUUGGAACUGGUGGAAUUGGGCUCCCGGUUUCGGCAGAAGCCCUUGGAGUCCAUAUCAUCCUAGCUUCUGUGUCUUUGGGAUGCAGGUGUGAGAAGUAUUUUCCUGUGUGUAUCAGAGAUGGGAAAGCUGGCUUCCCUAACAACUUGUCCUGCCUUGCAACAACAACUGCAGAGUGCAUGCCAGACCCCAGAGACCCAUUCCCUUCUUGAAUGGUUGCUAGCCUCCCUUUGUACUAUAUGAUCUAAUAUGGGUGACUUACCAUCUUCCCCUUCCAGAUGGUAGAUGUAUGCCAAGCUCCAACAGGUGUUUAAGGAGUUGGGCAUGAAAAAAUGCCAUUUAUAAUCCAGGAAAUUAUAGCCCAGAAGAUUGAGAGUGGAAUACAGUUGGAAUGACCACUUGGUAGCAUCGAUGUUCUCAGGCUUGAGAAUUAUUAUAAUUUCUGUUGUUAUCUGUAUAUUUUUGUUAUUUUUAUAUUGUCACAGCCUCUGUUGUUAUUGUGGAAUUUGGUUACAAUGUUCCAGUUUUCUCACACAGGGACCAUCACAGAAGAUUGAAGGCUCAUAGAGUGUGAGAAUGGAUUGGGAAGAUGAUUAUUCCCAUAAUUCUUUUGACCUUCAUUGUUUGUUAAAUUCAUUUCCUGGAGACUUGGAGUUUAAGCAGAUCUUCAGUGACAUCGAUGAAAAGAUAGAACAAAAUGCUACAAGUAUAGAGCACUGCAUUAAAGAAAUACAGUCUCAAGUUAACAAACAUUGUCCAGAUGUGCAGCUGCAAACAACAACUGACUGUUUUGAAUGGCUAAAUAACUGUAACUAUAACUCAUCCAAGUCAACUUCUAUUCCUCAUGGAGAUUUGAUGAAAUUCCUCAAAACACUGCAAGAUUUGUUGAACAAUGAGCUAAAUCAAGAAGAAAUGGUAUUGGACUUACUUUGGGACCUCUCCUGCAAGAGCAGCAUUUCAUUCCCAUCAACCCUAAGUGGAACAUCGUUCCAUUUCCUCUCUAGAACUUCUCUUCAUUCUGUUGAAGAUCAUUCCUCUAUGAAUGUAAAGUCUAUAUGGGAUGAUAUAAGAUUACAUCUUCGACGCUUCUUAGUGAGCAGACUACAAAGUGUUAAUGAAAUAAGCAAUUCACAGCAAAAGAUUCUGUUGAAAAAUCAGUGCAUACAACAACUCUUGUUUCUCUAUCCAGAAUCAGAAGUUAUAGUCAAAUACCAAAACAUACAGAAUAAACUGUUGGCUAAACUUCUGCAGAACUGUUUUCCUUCUUACAGCAGAGAAUCAAAUUUAGACAUAAUGGUUCAUGGAUACCAAAGUACAAUGCUUAAGUUAUACUCAAUGAUAAAAGAUGAUUUUAAUAUGCUGCGUGAAAUUUUAGCUCCAUCCUCAAUGGUGAAAUUCAUUAAAGAAACUUACCUGGAUACUGUUACAGAAGAAAUGGCAAAAUUUCUUGAAAAUUUUUGUGAGCUGCAGUUCAGAGAAAGUGCUGUCCGUGUGAUUAAAACAAGCAAGAGCUCCAGCAGGCAUAGAGGAGCAGUGCAUGCAUUGGUUACUUCUGAAUGUCCACAGAAAGGAAACUUUUCCCUCUCUUUAGAUGAACUCAAAUUCUUGUCACAGCUCAUAAAAUCCUUUUUGAAGCUGGAAAAAAAUGUUCAAGAAUUGUUUGAAGAACUGUUUUUAUCACUCAGGAAUACUUCAGGAAUUUUGGAGACAUUCAAUAGACAAGUUGUGAUAGAGAAACCUGAAGCAAAUGAAACCAGUAUCCCUUCAGAGCAAUUGCUGCCAGUACAAGAGGCUACUUUACUAGACUUUGGCUGGAGAAAUGCAUUUAAAGAAGUGUCUCGUCCCAUGGCACAUUGCAUAACCACAGUAGUUGAAGAUUUUUCUACAACAGUUCUCCAACAGGAACAGAAUGAAAGGUGUUCAACUGAGAGCUAUGCUAUGAAUCUUGUAAAUGUCCAGCAAAUUUGGCAAGCUAGCCAUGUGGUUCCUGAGGAGGACCAACCAAAGAAAACUGCAAAGUUUUGUUCUGACAUCAUGGAAAAACUUGACACAAUGCUUCCACUGGCUCUGGCAUGCAGAGAUGAUUCUUUUCAGGAAAUGAGAGCAAACUUUGUGGAGGCCUGUUGUAAAGUGGCAACAGCUGUCCUGGCAAGACUGCAAGAGAGACGCAAGGAGUUUCCUUCCAAAGCACCUCUGAGAAACUUGCACACCCUGCUUUCCACGGCGGUGUAUGUCUUCCAGCAUUUUACACAAUAUGAUAAUUUGAUGAAAGAAAAUACUAAGAAACCCAUAUUCCUGGUGCCUGUCCAACGAUACCAGGAAUUCAUCAGCACUCUACAGUUUCAGGUUACGGACUACUGCGUCAGAGUCUGUGCUACAAGCAUUUUACAGGAUGCUGAGAGCCACCACUGGGAUGACUACAAAGCUUUCUAUGAGGGGGAAAGAUGCUCCUUCUCACUCCAGAUGUGGCAUUAUUUCUUCUGGGCCCUUCAUCACGAUCUCUGGACCAUUCUGCCUGCUAAGUUAGCCCAGGAUAUUCUAGCAGAAGUGCUGGAGAAGUCUUUGCAUCUACUGGCCUCCAGAUAUGCUCGAGCCCAUCCCAGUUAUAAAAGAACUCCACAGAUAAGACUUGAUAUCACAACAAUUUUAAUAUGCACUGAAAACAUGCUCUGGUCAAUUUGCACAUCAGUACAGAAGCUUUUGAAUCCUCAUGAGUACAUAGAUGAUAAAAUUUUUAAAAUUCAUAUCCAUUGUAAUAAUCUUUUUACAACAUUAGUAAUUUUGACUUCACCAUUAACUGAAUUAUAUCAGACUUUUCAGCACGGCAUGAAAGAUUCUGCUUCAGAUUCCUUAAAACCUUUUUUCAAGGAACCAUUACAUUGGUUUUCUUGCAUAUCACAUUUCUACCCUUCUUUACUCAGGACUCCAUCAGCUGGACAACUUACAGUGGAGGGUCAGUUGAAACUGCUCUUAUCCCAGCCAGGUUGUAAUUGGAACCUGCUUCUGGAAACCCUUCUGCAUCAUGAUGGUCUUUUACUGAGAAUAUUGCUGAAGAGCUCAACUGAAGAUCCCAUAGAGACACAUCUGGAAGAUUAUACAUUAAAUAUGCAAAUGUCUGGCCCAGAGGCAGGGAGAAAGGAAAAGGAAAGGGAUGACCUGCAUGUGGAGAAGGAACAACUUUCUGAUACAGAAAAUGAUCUGAACCAAGGAUGCAGCUUGGUGGAAAGCAUCUUUAAAGUAUUACACCAUUGCCAUUUUUCUCCACAUACAUUUGGAAAUGUUUUUGUGAGUUACAUGGAAGAAGAACAAUUAUGGGACUUUUUAUAUAACAUUCCAGUCUCAACAUGUAUGGAGUCUGAGCUAGAGGUCAUCCGAUGCUUGAGACUGGCACUGACUGAUGCUGCCAAGGACAUUGUACAGCAGAUAAUAUCUCUGAUGAACUCGGGGAGAAACUGUGAGCCAAACCUAAACAAGACCAGUGUUCCUGAACGUUUGUGUGAGAGCAUUCCAAAAGAAUGGAAUUAUAUUCCAGAAGAAGCAAAAAAGAAAGAAUCAAGCAAAGGCUUCACAAGGCUUGCUGCUCAGGCAGUAUCUAUUGUAAUCAGCAAGUUACCUACGGUGAUUGCAUGUUUGCCUCCCCCAAUUAAAUACUUCUUUUUUCUGUCUGAGAGAAAAAUGUCAGAAAACUUUGUUGAAUUGAAGAAAGCUGGCCUACUUGUCUGGAACUUGAUUGUAAUUAUAUGUCGGAUAUUUGAGGAUGGAAACACUGUGGAACUUUUAACAGGUGCCUCCCUUGACAGAUGGAGUAAAGAGAAACUCGGUUUAAUCUCUGUGUGUUUGGAAAGCAUCAUGGGAGAGCAGACAAGUAGCCCUAAUCAAAAGACCCAAAAGGUCAUACAGAGCAUUGAGCAGCAAAAACCCAACUGGAUUGAAUGUCAAUUGUUGAAAGCAAAGAAAUUGAGCUCCAAAUGUGCAUUUAUGACAAUAGAGAACAGCACAGCCUUAGAAGAAGGAGAUACUGUUCUCGAACUGACUGAGCAGAAAAUAAACAUGAUGGUCCUGGAUAUCUGCCACAAACCAGGUGGCUGCGAGUACCUGCGGCAAAUUUAUCAUAUCAUGCGGCUCAAUGAGGAAUAUUUAAAAGAACAGCUGUUUUCUAUGAAUGGUUCAGAGGAAAAGCCAUUACCUAUCCGACCUUUAAAUAUGACCUUGAGGAGUGUGAAAGAUCAGCCUUCUGCCUUUAACCCUUUCCAUGUGUACAAGGCGUUUAGUGAAAACAUGCUAGAUCAGUCAGCCAUCACAAAAUGGAACUGGGAUUGGUCCAACUUGCUGCCAAAAUAUCUGGGACUGGAUAAGAUGACCUUCAGUGUCCUGCUCAGGAACAGGUGGGAAAUGAGGAAGGAUGAAAGACUAGAAGAGGAAGAAAAAGUAAUGCUGGAACAUUUAAAACAAAUUUGCACCAUCCAGAAAUCUUCUGCCUCAGAUAACACAGAGGAACAGCAAUCUCCAUAAAACAGCAACAGCUUUAUUUUAGGAAAUAAUCACAUGUAAUGGAGUAGGAUUUUUACUAGAGUCAGAAUGAACCUCAAAUGUGCUGUGAAGCAUGAAACCAGUGACUGAGUAAUCUCUGAACUGAAAAGGAAUACAGCAUGUAAAGUGCUACAUAUCUUUUAUUUUAAAAAUAGUCUCAAUUUUUUUCCCCUCAAUCUUUCUCUUGAUAUAACUGCUGCCAUCUCGUGUUCCCUUUGAAUUAUUAUUUUUUUUCUUUCAGUCUUAAAGUGUCUGAAAAUACAUAAAAUGCUUGGAAAUCUUUUCCCUAAGGAUUUUUAACUACAACAUUUAGAUGUUAAGUUGAAUGGAGUCACAUAGCCCCCUGAGGGUCAUCUAAUAAUUUCAAUUUAAUUUUGUAUCUACAGCCCGAGUCAGGUCUUAACUGCCUUUAAUACCCACCAUUAUACCAGCCUCCUUUCCCAUAGCCUCUUCCUCUUCCAACUUACCUUAGUCAUAGCCACAAAAAGCACUCUCCUGAAGUAUAACUUUAAUCUUAUCUCUGCCUCAAGUGGUUUUUGAAACACCAGAUCCAAAUUUCCAAUCAUGUUUUUAGAUCCUGUACCCAAAGGCUCCAUGUUCAGGCAGCUCUCUAUCAUCAUUUUGGCUCAAGCCAUACACAUCAUCUUUUCCAACCAGAAACCAUCUUGAUCCCAAAAUACGUUCAAUACUUAUUUCACCAAUAUCUACUCCACAGCUCAUUAUCCAGUCUUAGUUACUUCUCUUAUUUCCAUUAUAUUAACACACACAUUCUAGCACCCUCUAUGCCAAGUAGUUAUAUGUACUCUUUCCUGUCAGUGCCUGAUGUUAGAUUAUAAAGACCUUGAAGGCCUUGCAGUAUAGUAUGAAGCCUUCCUUCAUGAUGAUAGUCUCCCCAGAUACCUGCUACAGAGUUAUUCAUCUAGUGGGCAGUCAGUAAACACAGUUGUUUGAACGGCCAACAAUGAAAGAAGACAACAAAGACAAUCAGACUGUGUAGUAAUCUACAGGACAUCUGGGAGAAGCUGUAUAUCAUCAACUAUAUUAAAACCAUAUGACAUCAAACAUCAUGGCUUCUGAUGUUCUCAGAAUGUCCAUCUUCCCACAUUCUGUGUUUUUUAUAAAUCAUGUCAUGUGUAGGUGACAUGAUUUCCAAACAAAAGUACUUACACAUUUUUCAAAGAGUAAUAGUUUAGAGUGCAGAGGAAGCCACCUUAGAAAAUCCCUUGCAUUAUUUCUUUACGUAAAACCACAGAAAUGGCUAUACAGCCAGUUGCCUGCCAAAUAACACAUUUUAUUUUUAAAUAAUGUAUUUUAGGUGGCCAGUAUAACCAUGAAACAAGUGUUUUAAGACAUGGUUAAAAUAAUUUCUAAAAACUCUAAGCAGACUAUUCUAAAAAUUUUAAGAAAUUUUUUUAAGAUUUGAACUUUCCACCUAAUCAUAUCUAUAAAGAGUUAAUAAUCAACAUAAGGCAGCAACUAACUUUAUUCCUUCAGCUUAGUGAUGGCCUAUGUACUAAAUCUGCAUAACUGUGUUUUAUUAGAAUGGACACUAAAAUACUGCCAAAGUCAAAAUAAAAGUAAACUGAUCCAAUAAACUAAAUAAAAUAAUCAUACAGGAUUUCACAUUUGGGUUGUUUGUCUUCUAAUAUAUCUAAAAGUCAUCUUUAAAUGCCAUUUUUUUUUUAAUCUGUACAUUUCUACACUAAUCCUGGGAAGUGAUUCAGUUCCUCUAGAAAAAAAAUCUCUAGGGCUCCAUUUGAAAGGAAGGAAGUAUAUGGUGAGGGAAGAAGGGGAGAAGUGGGAAAGAGAGAAAAGCAAAAAAGAAGAGCUUGCAGUUGAAUUCUCUUCUCUACUUGCUCAGUGAAAUUAUUGUAGUGCAAUAAAAUUUAUAACUGGGAAUGUUAAAUGACAAGUCAUUAAAUUAUCAGAUCAUUUUGACUUUAUAUUCAAUAUAAUUUCUUAAAAUAGGAUAAGAAGUGGUUAUUUCAAAACAGUUCAUCUUUCUUACAUUUAUUUUGCAUCUGUGUAAGUUAACAGGAAUGAAUUCUAAUAUUUUAUUACUCCACAUAUGCUAAUCACAAUAUUAUCUUUCUAUAAAUAUAAUCUAUGCUCUGUUUAACUGUAUAUUUAUGAAAUUAUAAACAGGUAUCUAUUUUAUUAUUGGCUUAAUAGUUACAAUGUGGAAACGGUAUGAAUUAUUAAUAAAAUCUAGAUGAUAAUGUGUAUUUGUGAGCAAGAGUAAUACCAUCUUGUCAAAUCCACCAUGUUGACUGUUGAAUCGCCCUUACAAAUCCCAUGAACACACAAGUACAGAUCUUAGAUAAUAUCCAGACUGAAACAGUAUCUUUUUGUCCUCUGAGGUGGGACUCCUUGCUCUAUUCAGUGAUAGUAGUCUGACGCCAGCCCCUUCUCCUCUGAGCACACAAGUGGCUGCCUGCAUGGAGACCUUCCUCCUUGCCUCUAUAAAUUAGCCUCCCUGAACACGAGGCAGUGCAGAGACCUAUGUGUCCUGUGGCUGCCCAGGGCAAGCUUCUGUAUGUAAGAUCCCCUCAAUAAACCUCUACUGAAUUCA
Molecule: messenger RNA, 7605 nt
Organism: Manis pentadactyla (Chinese pangolin)
Lineage: Eukaryota; Metazoa; Chordata; Mammalia; Pholidota; Manidae
Product: KIAA0825 ortholog
Exons: 21
Coding region: 1080-5015 (1311 amino acids)
Source: RefSeq, a predicted model, not a curated record